AGCAUAGGGCGAAUGGAAAGGAGCCGGAAAUCCUGGCGAGGUUUACAGACUUCCGAGGCGCUCCGCACGAACACACCGGGACACCGGGACCGGGGAGGCUUACCGACCGUCGGGGACCAGAUACCACCGCCGUGGACGAACCGGGAUCCAAUCGCUGUAUAUACGGGCUUUCGAAACGCAAAGUUUGAUAAAAAAAAUUGUGUCGCUCAGAAAGCGACGCCGCAGUCCGCCGUGGUGAUGAGACCGAGGAACUACAGAUAUAUAUAUAAAUAUAUAUAUCAAUGCAUAUUAUAAUAUAUAUCAAUGUAUAUAUCAAUAUAUCUAACCAGACGGUUCGACUGCGGUCCACGGUAUUUACAUGCAGUGUUGUCGGAUAAUACGAGCUUUAUCUGGCGUCUGCUGGUCUCCGGAGGACGGCGGCCGCUGACGCGUUGAUCUGCAGCGGAGCCACAAAGUAGCGGGAAGAGCUGCGGCGCCACAACACCGGGCGACCCCCCUAAGGGCUACUGGGACCAGGGCGACUGAGACCAGGGCGACUAGGACCUGUCUACGGUCCGGCAGGGUCCUACCUCUCAACAGGCCUCGGGGUUGGGAUCCAGGGUGAGUGGAGGACCGACGGGAGGACUCAUGAAGUUUGGGUCCACAGCAGGGGGGGGCGGAGACUGGGAGCAGGAGACGAACUGCUCAGCUAGGGUGGAACGUCUACCUCUGUGUCGUUGGAGAUGCUUAACUGUGGGUUGUUGUGUUUGUUAUGCAUUGACUGUUAUCUUCCAGUAGUAAAGUCGUAACUGUUUGGUCUUAACUGAAAUACAACAGAUUCAAACCCAAACUGUGUGGCCUGUGUGACAUGUGUUCAUAGUGAUGGUGUUGUGUCUAGUGGAUUUGGUUAUAUCAUAAAAGCGUAGUAGACUGGUGAGGUUAUGUAUUUAUGUAUUCUGCCUGAGGUCUACACCUUAUCCAUCAGCUGGAACUCUUUAGGAAUUUAAUAUAUUCAAAUAUAUCAAUAACAUUUAACUUGAGUAUAAGCAAACAUUGGAGGCUGUUUGUAAUUCUUGCCACAUCUCAUUUAUGAAGAUUAUUUGUUAUUUUCUUUGCAUCAUCUAAUUUAGACGAAUUGGCCUGUACAUAAACAACAUUAGCUCUGUUAAUAUUACCAUCUGGAUGUGAGUCCACUGAACUGAUAGUGAGCUGCUGUAAAGAUCUCCUUUAAAUAUCAACACUCAUCUUUUUCGUAUUUCCUUCAAACGAUUGUGUAAUAAAGGAUUUUAGUUUUGUAUGAAUGUAUGUUGUCUGUUCCCCCCCGUGGUGCACUGCUAUGGGUGCCACCGCGACAUGUGUCCGUCAGACUCUUAUUUUGAAAGCGCCUCCCGGAUGUGUUAGGCUGGUUCAAGAUGGCCGAGUAUUUGGCGUCCAUCUUCGGCACAGAAAAAGACAAGGUCAACUGUUCUUUUUAUUUUAAAAUCGGUGCGUGUCGUCAUGGUGACCGCUGCUCCCGGUUACACAACAAACCCACCUUCAGCCAGACGAUUGCCCUCUUGAACAUUUACCGCAACCCCCAGAACAGCGCCCAGUCCGCGGACGGCCUGAACUGUGCCGUCAGUGACGUGGAGAUGCAGGAACAUUAUGAUGAGUUCUUUGAGGAGGUCUUCACAGAGAUGGAGGAGAAGUAUGGCGAGGUGGAGGAGAUGAACGUGUGCGAUAACCUCGGAGACCAUCUGGUCGGUAACGUCUAUGUGAAGUUCCGUAAAGAGGAGGACGCGGAGAAGGCGGUCAUGGACCUGAACAACCGCUGGUUCAACGCCCAGGCCGUCCACGCAGAGCUGUCCCCCGUCACCGACUUCAGAGAGGCCUGCUGCCGGCAGUACGAGAUGGGGGAGUGUACCCGCGGCGGCUUCUGUAACUUCAUGCACCUGAAACCCAUCUCCCGGGAGCUGAGGAGGGAGCUGUACGGCCGCCGCAGGAAGAGCGGACAGAGGACCGGGUCCAGGUCCCGGGAGAGGCGAUCCCGCUCCAGGGACCGAGGGAGAGGGAGUGGGCGGGACCGCGAGAGGCGUCGGUCGCGGGACCGGGAACGUUCUGGAAGGUUCUGAGAGCAGCGGAGUCCGGAGCCCCGGCCCGACGGAAGCUGACCGCGACGGGAAGCAGCGAGACGUUGAUGUUGUUGGAAUUCUUUGUUUGUUUUUCCUCUUUAUAUAUUUUUAUUUUGUCAAAAUACUUUUAACUUGUCAUUAAAUUGAAACUAUUUGUACUGAUUCUGCCUCGUAUUCAUGAUUGAAUCUGUUGAUUGUGUUGUCUGAACUGUGUAGAGACACAUGGGACCAUACCGCUAGCCUGACAUGGACAGAACACCAAAGGUUUCUGUGUCAGCGCUAAGUUUAUCUGGAUAACCACAUGAAACAUGUUAACCUUCACCUGUUUUAUUAAAGGACAAUCUGAAAGCAGAAAUGUCUCUGUGCAGUUGUACAGCAAUCAGGGCCUUGCUGUUAUCACUCAUAAUGUUGAACUAAAGGGCGUAAAACAAAUACCACCCACUGUUUGCACUGGUCUGGACCGCCUGCUGGAGAAGCUCCAUGGACCAGAGACACAAAACACCUAACAGCUCUGGACCAGAGACACACAACACCUAACAGCUCUGGACCAGAGACACACAACACCUAACAGCUCUGGACCAGAGACACACUACACCU
Gadus chalcogrammus (walleye pollock) is the source of this 2687-nucleotide messenger RNA. RefSeq names its product U2 small nuclear RNA auxiliary factor 1 (gene u2af1). The coding region runs from base 1392 to 2090 and encodes 232 amino acids. Gene Ontology annotation, cellular component: spliceosomal complex; U2AF complex. Gene Ontology annotation, biological process: mRNA splicing, via spliceosome. NCBI's taxonomy places the organism in Eukaryota, Metazoa, Chordata, Actinopteri, Gadiformes, Gadidae. The transcript is spliced from 8 exons. Gene Ontology annotation, molecular function: pre-mRNA 3'-splice site binding; metal ion binding. The record is from RefSeq and is a predicted model, not a curated record.